This is a messenger RNA of Hydra vulgaris (swiftwater hydra), 2779 nucleotides long. RefSeq lists its product as uncharacterized. The record is from RefSeq and is a predicted model, not a curated record. Lineage: Eukaryota; Metazoa; Cnidaria; Hydrozoa; Anthoathecata; Hydridae. Gene Ontology annotation, cellular component: nucleus; transcription regulator complex. Gene Ontology annotation, biological process: regulation of transcription by RNA polymerase II. Gene Ontology annotation, molecular function: DNA binding.
UUAAAUUUUUCCUUGUUUUUUUGCACUGCAGGUGAUCGCCGAUAUAUACAUGCUGCGGAGAUUCACAAGAAAACCAAAAAUAGAAUUCAAUCUGGUACAGGCUUUCUUUCUUUUAUUUAGAUUACUCAUUAGUUUGUCCGUGAUCUCAUUAACGUCGGGAAUCAUUUAAGAUUGCCCAGAAAACACAGUAGUUUCCACACUGUUAAUUUCAGACUUAUCGAAGAAUUUAGCAAAGAAAGCUUUAUGCAGGAAAUGCAGAAGUAUCCUGUGCUUUACGAUAAAUUCAAUGCUGAAUUUAAGAACAAUAUUAUGAAAAAAAAUGCUUGGGCAGCCAUUGGCGUUUUGUUUGGUUUAACUGACCAGGAAUGUGAAUCAAAAUACAAAAAUAUAAGAUCGGCUUAUGGACGCUUUUUAAGGAAAAAAAAGAGUAUACCUUCGGGCUCAGGACGAAUUAUCAGUAAAGAGUACGAUUUUUUGCAGUGGUUAAAUGUUUACAUUGACCAUAGAGACACAACAACUAAUGUUGAAAAUAAAGCAACAACCACAGAAUUAACAACAGAAUUGCCUUUGUCUUGUAUAGAUAGUAAUGAUAGUAUGAACUAUGACGAAGAUGUUAGUAAUAAAGUAGAAUUAGAAAAUGAAAAUUUAAGCGAAAAUACAAAUAAUUCAAAUACAUUCAGUAAUCAACGAAAAGCAUUAAGUGAAAUAAAAUUUCCUAUAAAUAUAAGAAAAAAAACAUUGAAAAGAUCUCUACCUGAUGAAAAUUCAAAAAUACAAGAUGCAAUAAUUAGUACGAUGAACAAUAUUAAUGCAACACUAGCAGUUAGUACACAUGAAGAAAACGACGAUAUAAUGAUACAUUUUUGUAAAUCUAUUUGUGCUACAAUCAAAAGACUACCUCCUAAAACUCAAGCAGUUGUUAAAAUAAACAUACAGCAAUAUUUAGCUGCUCUAGAAUUUCCAGAUAUUGUUGACUGAUAUAAAAUUUGUUUGUUUGUUUUUUAACAUAUAUUUAAGAAAUUUAAUAUUAUGUUACGCAUAGUUUAAACCAUUCUUCAAUAUUAUAUAAUAAUACAGUUAUAAGAUUAUUUUUUUCAUUGUUCCAAAAGUAUUCUAUUUCCUGCAAGAUCGUAUCCAAAACUAGUUACAUAAUUAGUUACAUAGUCAUGUUGCCACGACAAGGAUCCACUUGGAUGAUUAAAAUACUCUGUUAGCGUUAAUCUUACAGUGUUCGCAUCUGUUGUGUAUCGAUUGCUUAUACAUCGAGGUAAAAUAUGUAAAGCAUUACCUUCAACUGUUAUUUUGCGCCACUCUCCAGGAAUAACUUUACCAGAAUUUGUUUCAAAAUCAACAAAUCCAGAUGGUACAUAGUUAAUGCCAUCAUUGAUCCUUAAAUAAUUAUGUAAACAAAUUGCAGCUUUUAUAAUGUUUUCAAUAUUUUCUGGGUUAGCUUUUAUUGGACGCCUAAAUACUCUCCAUUUAGCUACCAUAAUUCCAAAUAUGUUUUCAAUUGUUCGUCUAGUCCUAGAUAAUCGAUAGUCCUAGAUAAUCGAUAAUUGUCAAAUUUUUACCAGAAAAAGCCUUCAUUAAUCAUGAUUUCAGUGCAAAAAUAUCAUCACCAACCAGAACUCGUGGUACUUGUGUGCCAUUUGAUAGCAUUCGGUUUUUAGGAAGUUUGAAUAAGUUGUUUUUGAAAGCUUUACCCAUUUUACUUUCAUUGAAUAUUGAAGCAUCGUUAUCUCUGCCAUAGCUACCUAUAUCAACCAAAGUAAAACAAAAUUUUGCAUCACAUAUUGCUAGCAAAACCAUACUGUGAAAGUUUUUAUAGUUGUAAUAUGCUGAUCCACUCAAACUAGGAGCUUCUAUACAUACAUGUUUACCAUCAAUGGCUCCAAUACAAUUAGGAAAGUUCCAUUCAUUUUCAAAUUGGUUUGCCAAUUCUUCCCACUCAUUUAAUGUACUUGGUGCCUUUAAAUAACAUGGUUUUAACACAUCCCAAAUAGCCUUUGUUGUUUCAUUUAUAAUGUUGCAUACUGUUGUUCUGCCCAGUCUAAAAUAUAAAGCUUGUGUUAGUUGUGAAUCUCCAGUAGCCAGUUAUCUCAGUGUCACAGUCAAUCCUUCUGAGGGUGAUAUUGUUUGACGACUUCGGCAUUGCUUUUUUGUAAUGCUAGGGGCAACCAUGGACAACAAGUGUUCAUACCUUUCAGGUGAUAUACUGUAAAAACGAGAAAAAAAUUCUCUGUCAUGAAGUCGUAACUCAGGAAUAAGUGUGUUAAAUGCUCCUUUUUUAUAACGGUUUUUAAACUAGGAGCGAAUCCAAAAUUUAUGUUUUCUUUUUUUUUUUACUCUGCAAUGUUCUAAGAGCUAGUAAAGUAUUGCAAAGUGCAAGCUGGCAGUUCAGGAGAUCAUAUUUUUUAUUCCUUGCCAUUGGUCUAAAAUCAAUUAAUUUUUAUUAUUAAUUUUUUUUUUUUAAUUUUUUAUAUAUAGAAAUUAACUACAAAUUUUGAACUUUUAAAAUGGCUGCGAUUCUUAACUACAGAGAACAUUUUGUACAACAACCGUACUUUUGUUCUUUAUUUCUUAUAAAUUGAUGUUGUAGGCUUAUUUUUUUAUACAGAUUAGUAUAUAAAUACUUAAAUUUCAUAAGAGAAUCGAUAAAUAGAGAUUAAAAGAAUCAUAGCGUGAUAAAACUUAAAUUUUAUAAUAUCAUUAUUUAUUGAUAUCCAAGAUUUGUUUAUUUACUUGAAAUCAAUUUUCUAGAAAUCUAACCGUAGGAAUU